AUGAAAAAUGGUAAAUGCUCUAAAUACUUCCCAAAGAAGUUUAACGAGGAAACUAUUGUUGAUGCAGAAGGUUAUCCCCUCUAUAGGAGAAGAUCAAAAACCCACGUUAUUGAAAAAAAUGGUAUCGCAUUGGACAACCGUCAUGUGGUACCUUAUAACAAAAGAUUUCUCCUCAAAUAUAACGCACAUAUAAACAUGGAAUGGUGUAACCAGAGCACUUCAAUCAAAUAUCUUUUCAAAUACAUUAGCAAAGGCUAUGACAGAAUAACAGCUUCGGUGUCAACCAACAACAAUGAACCGGUUGAUGAAAUAAAACAAUACUUAGAUUGCAGAUAUAUCUCACCAUGUGAAGCAUGCUGGAGAAUUUACUCCUUUCACAUUCAUGGUAGAAGACCGGCAGUUGAACGUAUGUUUUAUCACUUGGUAGGCGAAAAGGCUGUUUACUACACUGAUCACGAUCGAAUGGAAAAUGUUUUGGAGAAUGCAAGUGUUACUGAUUCCAUGUUUACUGGUUGGCUAUCUGCCAACUCAAAGUAUACUGAGGCACAGUCACUCACUUAUGGUCAAUUUGUAUCUAAGUUUGUUUACCACAAAAAAGAAAGGGAGUGGAGGCCCCGCAAAAAGGGAUUCACCAUUGGGAGAUUGAUAUGGGUUCCACCAACAACAGGUGAACUUUUUUACCUGCGGAUGAUGUUGACGGUAGUCAAGGGACCAAAAAGUUAUGAAAAAAUUCGCAAGGUCGGUAAUACCCAGUAUGAAACAUUUAGAGAUGCAUGCUUUGCCAUGGGAUUUCUGGAAGAUGACAAAGAAUAUAUUGGUGCACUCAAAGAGGCCAGUGAGUGGGGCUCUGGACAUUUUGUCCGAAAACUAUUUGUGGUGAUGCUAUUAUCAGGUGCUGUUAAUCGCCCAGCACACGUUUGGAAGGAAUCAUGGCAGCUGUUAUCUGAUGGUGUCCUACAUGCUCAAAGGCAAUUGGCUUUAAAUACAGAUGCCGAAUUACAACAUUUGACCCUGAUUGAAAUAGAAAAGCUGCUUCAAGAAAAUAAAAGGACACUAAAAGAUUUCAAACCAAUCCCUUAUCCAGAUGGAUAUGUUCUGCAACAAUUAGGUAAUAGACUGAUAUAUGACGAACGCAAUUAUAACAUUGCCAAAACAAAGACAGAAUUCACAAAUCUCUUUCGUGGACUUACAGAUGAACAGACAGCCAUGUAUCAAAAAAUUAUGCGCGCAGUUGAGUCUCAGAAUGGUGCAGUCUUCUUCCUACAUGGUUACGGUGGAACCGGUAAGACAUACAUGUGGAGAACACUGGCAGCAGCAUUAAGGUCGAAGCAUGAUAUAUGUCUGACAGUCGCAACCAGUGGUAUAGCGUCAUUAUUGUUGCCAGGAGGUCGAACUGCACAUUCAAAAUUUAAGAUACCAGUGCCAACGCUCGAUAAUUCUACUUGCAAAAUUGAGUAUAAUGAUGAUGUGGGAGACCUUCUUAGACAAACUAAACUAAUUAUUUGGGAUGAGGCUCCAAUGGCACACAAGCAUACUUUUGAAGCACUUGAUAGAACGCUCAGAGACGUAAUGUCUAAAUACGGUAACUCCAAGGAGAUGUUUGGUGGAAAAGUUGCUGUGUUUGGAGGUGAUUUCUGGCAGAUUUUACCUGUUGUCCCUCGAGGAAGCCGUUCGGAUAUUGUACAUUCUGCCAUAAAUGCGUCUUACAUAUGGAAUUCUGUUCAAGUGUUAACAUUAACCAAAAACAUGCGCCUCCAAUCCGGUCCGACCGAAGAUGAUAAAAAUGAAAUGCAACAGUUUUCUGAAUGGUUGUUAAGAAUUGGCGAAGGAAAAGUAUCUGAGCCCAAUGACGGUGUGACAGAUUUUGAAAUUCCACCUGACCUGUUGAUAACACAGUUCGAAGACCCAAUCGUCGCCAUUGUUGAUGCUACAUAUCCUGACUUAAUUCACAAUUUUCAUUCAAUCCAAUACCUUAAGGGUCGAGCAAUUCUGGCUUCAACAUUAGAAAUUGUGGAACAAAUAAACAAUCAUAUCCUUGACUUAAUCCCAGGAGACAUUCGGGAUUACUACAGCUCCAAUACUGUGGAUAAGUCCGAAAUCAAUGACGACACAGUGGUAAAUAUCCUAACUCCGGAAUUUCUCAGUUCCCUCCGUACAUCUGGUUUGCCUACCCAUCAUUUAAAGUUAAAGGUUGGAACACCAAUUAUGCUCAUGAGGAAUAUUGAUCAGUCAGAAGGACUAUGUAAUGGAACAAGGUUGAUAGUAACAAAAUUAGGGAUACAUGUUAUUGAAGCUUCGAUAAUAGCUGGAAAGAACUGUGGCAAUCGGGUGUACAUCCCACGAAUGGAUAUGUCACCUUCCCAAUCACCAUGGUCGUUCAAGCUCAACAGAAGACAGUUCCCCAUUAUAGUGUCAUAUGCCAUGACAAUUAACAAAUCCCAAGGACAAUCUUUGGAUACUGUUGGUCUAUACCUACCAAGGGAUGUUUUUACACAUGGACAAAUAUAUGUUGCACUAUCAAGAGUGACAACCAAACAAGGAAUCAAGAUAUUAAUACAUGAUCAACAUGCAAAAGUUAAAACAACAACUACAAAUGUAGUUUACAAGGAGAUCUUUGACAAUAUAUAA
Molecule: messenger RNA, 2628 nt
Organism: Vicia villosa (hairy vetch)
Lineage: Eukaryota; Viridiplantae; Streptophyta; Magnoliopsida; Fabales; Fabaceae
Exons: 4
Coding region: 1-2628 (875 amino acids)
Biological process (GO): DNA repair; telomere maintenance
Molecular function (GO): DNA helicase activity
Source: RefSeq, a predicted model, not a curated record